CAUCUCAGUCCCUAAUAUACGCCUCCUUCAACAUCUUGUCAAUCUCUCACUGACAGCAUCCCACAAUGGCAGCUCGAAAGAUCGCGACCUCCUUAGAGUCGAGGUACACAAUGCUCGACGGCCGCAAGGUUCCCGCAUUCGGCUUGGGCGUGUACGAGAUGUCGGGCCCGCAGACACGCGCCGCCGUCGCGUGGGCCCUCGAAGCAGGCUACCGCCACAUCGACACGGCCGAGUGGUAUGAGAACGAAGCGGCGGUCGGCGACGGCGUGCGCGACUUCCUCGCGUCGUCCGGCGUGUCGCGCGACGACAUCUUCGUCACCUCCAAGCUCAUGCACAACCGCGGAUACGAUGCGGCGCUGCGCGACCUGCGCGCGUCGCUGCGCCGCGCCCGGCUCGACUACUUCGACUUGUACCUCCUGCACGCGCCGAGCGGGGGCAGCGCGAUGCGCGCGGAGCUGUGGCGCGCCAUGCUCGACGCCAAGAAGGCGGGGCUGAUCAAGAGCGCUGGCGUGUCGAAUUUCUCUCGUGAGGCCACCAAGCAUAUCGAGGAAAUCGUCGCGCGCGGAGACGAACUCCCCGUCGUUAACCAGAUCGACCUGCAUCCGUUCCAGCGCCAUCUCGAGUAUGUCGAGAGCUGUCGGAAACACGGCAUCCUUCUUGAGGCAUGGGCACCACUCGCGCGCGCUAUGCGCUUCGAGCACCCCGUCAUCGAGACCGUCGCGGAGAAAUACUCCAAGACGCCCGCGCAGAUCCACCUCCGCUGGGGUCUGCAGCAUGGAUUCAUCGUCAUCCCCAAAUCGGCCUCGCGCAACCGCAUCAUCGAGAAUUCGCGCGUGUUCGACUUUGAGCUGUCCGCCGAUGACAUGGAGCAGCUUGAUGCAUUGGACGAGAACCUCGUCACGGACUGGGAUAUCACCAAGCUCGACUAGCCUGCUGCAUUAUGUGCCGAGGUGUCAUGAUUAGGCUUUUGCAUUGUCUACCGCCGCCGC
Molecule: messenger RNA, 989 nt
Organism: Cutaneotrichosporon oleaginosum
Lineage: Eukaryota; Fungi; Basidiomycota; Tremellomycetes; Trichosporonales; Trichosporonaceae
Source: RefSeq, a predicted model, not a curated record